AACAAAUAAUUUGAGCAAGAACCUACUGAAGGAAAGAUGCCUUUGUUGAAGGGCAAGUUCCGACCAGCAACCAAAGUUGCAAGAUCUCGGACAAAUUCUACUUCUGAAGACCGAGAAAGAUCCAGAUCAAAUUCCUUCUCGGAAUUUGAAUCUCAAAAGAGGUUGCCAUUCAAUAACAUCAGAACGACCGGUAACACUACUCUACUUCCCUCACAGUUCUCUGCGUUUAAAAUCCCCGCCUCCCCCAUCAUAGUAGGACUUGUCUCACCCUCCAAACAGAUCCCCACCUCACCUGGGUUAUACCACGCUUCACCCCGUAAAACUCCCACAACUCCCUUCUCUCCCCGCCGUCCUCUCUCUCCUCACUACAUCCCUACCUUUACUGAUGUGGAGAUAUCACCUAAAAAGCAUGAGCUUGACGAACAGGUGUUGUUCAAAGAACCAGACCAAACAAGCGAAGAAGAAAUAAUACCAGAAGCGAAGAAAGAGGAGGCAAGAGAAGAGAUUCCCACUCCAGACAGAUUGGAAACUAUCUCUACAACUAAUGAUAAGGAUAGCUCCGGGUCCGAAUACAAUGAUAGUGAUGCUCAGUCAGUUGCAAGUUAUCAAGGUUCGGACAGUGGAUACGGUUCCCAGAGUAAACAACGGAAAGUGCAUCCAGUACACAUCGAUAAAUCAGUUAUGACAAUUUCUGAUAUUAUCAAACUACGAACCCCCAAAGAUCCAGAUAAUCCGCUCACCAAAGUAUGGAAAGAAAUUCAAGAAAAAGAGAAGCGAGAUAAAGAAAUGAACAUAGCUAAAGAACAAACACGGAAAGACCGAAUCCAGCAACUUAUUGAAGAAGCGAAAGCCAACGGAGAAAACCUCACUGAAAACGACAUAGAUGAGGAGGAGUUGCCCCCGAUCGAGGUUCAAGUUGACGCAGUAACUGGUAAGAUCGUAGUUAACGAAACAAGUCUGGAAGUUAAGAUGAAGUCUGAAACUGGAGAAAUCCAGGAAACGGUGGAGGAAGAUGACGCCGAGAUAUCGUACGGUAAAUACGAGGAUCAUAAAGUCUCCAUCAAUUCAUAUUCCAGAAGAAAACAACGUAAAUCUGUUCAGUGGACCGAGAAGGAGAAUAGCAGGUUUUAUUUAGCUUUGAGAAAAGUUGGAACUGACUUUGAUCUGAUGGAAAAGAUAAUGCCAGAGUACACUCGAGAUCAGUUGAAACGAAAAUUCAAACGCGAAGAAAAGACCAGACUCGCUAAGAUUGACAUGGCACUGAGUUACUCUAUGAGAUUAGACGACGAGUUAUUGGAAAAAGAAGAGCCUUUGCCCCCCAAACCAAAACCAAAGCCUGUUAAACGAGUUUCCAAGAAAGAAACUCUUGCUACUAAAAUGGCACGUUUGAACGAUUUAAAGAGAAAAUCGCAAAGCCGAAAAGCCAGUGUUUUAUCCGAUUCUGACGAUGAUUAUUCCCCUGACAGUAAAAAGAAGCCUGCACGUAAAAGGCAAUCACGGCCGUUAGUUAUUGAAGAUAUGAUUUUGGUCCGAGAUGAAAGUUUGGACCGAAAACUCGUAUUGUAGCAUCUGUACAAACAUAGUACACAAGUUAUUUAGGUCUCUAACUUAUUACCUUUUCAUUUAUACUAUUUGUUAUACCACUUUUUAUUUUUAAGUUAUUCAGUAUUAUAUUUGACAGCUUUAACUUGGGGUGAAACCUACGAGGUGUUUUGAUAUUUGAGGUGUUUAAAUUUAACAGGUGCUUUGACUGUUGAUCUAAGAAACUUUUGAUUUUAGAGCUGUUUUAAAUUAUAAUAUGAGCUGUUUUAAUCAACAAGGUGUUUUGAUUUGAGAGGAUUUUUGAUGUCAUUGAUUCAUAGAUAUUUUAAACGCUAUUGUGGA
Molecule: messenger RNA, 1884 nt
Organism: Bolinopsis microptera
Lineage: Eukaryota; Metazoa; Ctenophora; Tentaculata; Lobata; Bolinopsidae
Product: transcription factor TFIIIB component B'' homolog
Exons: 8
Coding region: 37-1566 (509 amino acids)
Biological process (GO): RNA polymerase III preinitiation complex assembly
Cellular component (GO): transcription factor TFIIIB complex
Molecular function (GO): TFIIIC-class transcription factor complex binding
Source: RefSeq, a predicted model, not a curated record